GCUUUUCCAGUUGCCGCCGCACUUGCAGCUGGCCAUCCUCCAGAGCCCAGCGCAUCCAGGAGGCAGGAGGACCACAGAGGGCGCCUCAAGCGGGCGGGGCGAGUGCCACUCACCUCCCAGCCCCGCCCCCCCCGACUGACGGCCUUUAAAGAGCGGAGGGAGCUGGGGUCCGGGGAAACGAGCGUCUGGGUGCAGCAGCGGUGGAGCGCACUACCAUGUCCCUGCAGGCUGAUUUUGAUAGGGCAGCGGAAGAUGUGAGGAAGCUGAAAGCAAGGCCAGAUGAUGAAGAACUGAAAGAACUUUACGGGCUCUACAAACAAUCUGUAAUUGGAGACAUCAAUAUUGAAUGUCCAGGAAUGCUAGAUUUAAAAGGAUUAUCGAAGGAAGAUGCCAUGAAUGCCUAUAUUUCUAAAGCAAAAGAGCUGAUAGAAAAACAUGGAAUUUAGAAUUCAGCGUAUGAGAAAACUUUCCUUUUGAAGCCUUCAUAAUGGUAUCAUGACCUAACAUUUAGAGGAGAAAAUGCACUGUUAACUCAUUACAUCUCAUGAAAAUUUUUGCUAGUAACAUGAAUUAUAAUCUUUAAUUAGAGGUAUGAUGAAACUAUAUAUUUAAGGAAAUUUUACUUGCUAAAAACCAGGUGGUUUUUUUUUUUACAUUUAAAUUUAUUUAGGUUUCUGAUUCAUCGUGUGUCAAAGACUAAUCAAUAUAAAGAGAUGAUUUUAAACAUUUUCAAAAAAGUAUUGCUCUAGUAGUGUGUGCACAAAACAUUAACAAUUGUUUGCUCUUUUUUAAAAUAAAUAUAUUUUUAUUGAUUUCAGAGAGGAAGGGAGAGGGAGAGAGUGAUGGAAAUAU
This is a messenger RNA of Myotis davidii, 852 nucleotides long. It is a transcript of the gene ACBD7, whose product is annotated as acyl-CoA binding domain containing 7. The transcript has 4 exons. The coding region runs from base 216 to 446 and encodes 76 amino acids. Gene Ontology annotation, molecular function: fatty-acyl-CoA binding. Gene Ontology annotation, biological process: fatty acid metabolic process. NCBI's taxonomy places the organism in Eukaryota, Metazoa, Chordata, Mammalia, Chiroptera, Vespertilionidae. The record is from RefSeq and is a predicted model, not a curated record.